AUGAGCCUGAACGCCGCCGACCUGAGCGAGCUGCUGGAGCUGUGGGCGGAGCUAAACCUGACGGAGCUCAACGUGUCGCGCGUGGAGGCGCUGCGCUGCUCCGGGAGUCCGGCGCUGCUGCCCGCGCUGUCCGUCCUCUACGCCGCCAUCUUCCUGCUGGGCGUGGCCGCCAACGCCCUCGUGCUGUGGGCGGAGCGGCGCCGCUGCGAGACGCGGCUGUACGUGGUGAACCUGGCGGCGGCCGACCUGGUCGUCGUGGCGACGCUGCCGCUGUGGGUGACGUCGCUGCUGCGCGGCGGCCGCUGGCCCUUCGGGUUCGCCGUCUGCAAACUGGCUCACCUGCUGUUCGGCGUCAGCCUGUUCGCCAGCAUCUUCUUCCUCGCCUGCAUCGCCGCCGACCGCCUCCUGUCGCUGCGCGCCGCCGCCGGCCGCGGCAGGAAGCUGCAGCGACGGCUGGUCUGCCUCCUGGUUUGGUCGGCGGCGCUGGCGGCCUCCGCGCCCGACACCUUCUUCCUGCAGCUGGUGAAGUCCACGCAGCACGACGGCGCCGUGUGCCGACCCGUGUACCCGUCCGACAGCCCGCGGCGCUGGACGGCCGGCGUGCAGCUGAGCUUCUUCGUGCUCGGCUUCGCGCUGCCCUUCCCCGUCAUGGCCGUCUGCUACCUGCAGGUGGCGGCGGCGCCUCCCGGCUCGGACCGCCAGCGGCGCGUCGCCCUCGGCUACGUCGUGGCCUUCGCGGCCUGCUGGCUUCCGUUCCACGCCGUCCUGCUGCUGGACUCGCUGGCGCUGCUCGGAGCGCUGAGCUUCAGCUGCCGGUUGGAGAACUUCCUGGACGCGGCGCUGCGCCUGACGCAGUGCUGCUCGCUGCUGCACUGCUGCGUCAACCCCGUCCUGUACGGUUCGCUGGGCCGGACGUUUCUGGAUCACGUAAACCAGUCGGUCCAGUUCUAA
Molecule: messenger RNA, 951 nt
Organism: Stegastes partitus (bicolor damselfish)
Lineage: Eukaryota; Metazoa; Chordata; Actinopteri; Pomacentridae
Product: atypical chemokine receptor 3-like
Exons: 2
Coding region: 1-951 (316 amino acids)
Biological process (GO): angiogenesis; vasculogenesis; calcium-mediated signaling
Cellular component (GO): external side of plasma membrane; membrane
Molecular function (GO): coreceptor activity; C-C chemokine binding; C-C chemokine receptor activity
Source: RefSeq, a predicted model, not a curated record